Messenger RNA from Penicillium argentinense, 1881 nucleotides. RefSeq names its product putative fumarate reductase Osm1 (gene osm1). NCBI's taxonomy places the organism in Eukaryota, Fungi, Ascomycota, Eurotiomycetes, Eurotiales, Aspergillaceae. Gene Ontology annotation, molecular function: oxidoreductase activity; FMN binding. The transcript is spliced from 4 exons. The coding region runs from base 1 to 1881 and encodes 626 amino acids. The record is from RefSeq and is a predicted model, not a curated record.
AUGGCAGCACCUCAAGUCAUUGUGGUCGGUGGUGGAUUGUCCGGCCUCAGUGCCGCCCACACCGUCUACCUGAACGGUGGCAACGUCCUCGUUCUGGACAAGCAGGCCUUCUUCGGUGGCAACUCCACCAAGGCCACCUCCGGCAUCAAUGGUGCCCUCACUCGCACCCAGACCGAGCUCGGCAUCCGCGACAGCGUCAAAGCCUUCUACGAGGACACCCUCAAGUCCGCCCGUGACAAGGCCCGCCCCGACCUCAUCAAGGUCCUGACCUACAAGUCCGCCUCCGCCGUCGAAUGGCUGCAGGAUGUCUUCAACCUCGACCUCACCCUCGUCUCCCGCCUUGGUGGUCACUCCUUCCCUCGUACCCACCGUGGUCACGAUGCCAAGUUCCCCGGUAUGGCCAUCACCUACGCUCUCAUGCAGCGUCUCGAGGAGCUUGCCGACGCCGAGCCUAGCCGUGUCCAGAUCAUCAAGAAGGCCAACGUCACCGCCGUAAACAAGACCGAUAACCACGUCACUGGCGUUACUUACACUCUCAACGGCGAGACCAAGACCGCUGAUGGUGUCGUCGUCCUCGCCACUGGUGGUUACGCUGCUGAUUUCGGCGACUCCUCCCUGCUGAAGAAGCACCGUCCCGAUACCUUCGGCCUGUCCUCCACCAACGGCACCCACGCCACUGGUGACGGUCAGAAGAUGCUGAUGGAGAUCGGCGCCAACGGCAUCGACAUGGACAAGGUCCAGGUUCACCCGACCGGUCUGGUCGACCCCAAGGACCCCGGUGCCAAGUUCAAGUUCCUGGCCGCCGAGGCCCUCCGUGGUGAGGGUGGUCUCCUGCUGAACUCGGACGGCCAGCGCUUCUCCGACGAGCUGGGCCACCGUGACUACGUCUCGGGCCAGAUGUGGAAGGAGAAGGAGAAGGGCAAGUGGCCCAUUCGCCUGGUGCUGAACAGCAAGGCCUCCAAGGUCCUGGACUUCCACACCCGCCACUACUCCGGCCGUGGUCUCAUGCGCAAGAUGACGGGCAAGGAGCUGGUCGAGGAGAUCGGCUGCGGCGAGGCGGCCCUCAAGAAGACCUUCGACGACUACAACCUCAUCGCCGAUGGCAAGAAGAAGGACCCCUGGAACAAGAAGUUCUUCCACAACAUGCCCUUCAACCUCGACGACGAGUUCCACGUCGCUACCAUGGAGCCCGUCCUCCACUUCACCAUGGGCGGUAUCGAGAUCAACGAGCACGCCCAGGUCCUGAACUCCGAGAAGGAGCCCUUCACCGGCCUCUACGCCUGCGGUGAAUUGGCCGGCGGUGUCCACGGCGCCAACCGUCUGGGUGGUUCCUCCCUGCUGGGCUGUGUCGUCUACGGCCGUGUCGCCGGUGACUCGGCGUCGCAGCACCUUUUCCAGAAACUCAUCAACACCGGCUCCUCCGCUGCCCAGCAGCGUCUGGGCCAGAUCUCCCUGCACAUCGACCCCAACACCCCCGGCAAGAUCUCCGUUGAGUGGGGCGGUGCGGCCCCCGGUGGCUCCCUGCCUUCUGUGGCUGCCACCCCGGCUGCUGCCGCCGCUGAUGCGUCGACCGCUGCCCCCGAGGCGACCUCCAAGCCGGACCCAGCCAACUUCCAGAUUCCCGAGAAGGAGUACACCAUGGAAGAGGUUGCCCAGCACAACAAGAAGGAUGACCUCUGGAUUGUCGUCAAGGGCGUCGUCCUCGACGUGACCAACUGGCUGGACGAGCACCCGGGCGGUGCUAACGCUCUGUUCAACUUUAUGGGCCGUGAUGCUACUGAGGAAUUCGCCAUGCUGCACGACGACGAGGUCAUCCCCAAGUACGCCGGCCAUAUCGUCAUCGGCCGCGUCAAGGGCCAGACCCCCAGCCUGGAGCUGUAG